AUUUGUAUUCAGAGGAGGAGUCAGACCUCUUGUUCUCAACAGACUCUCCUUUUUAUCAUUAAAAGCUGUCAAUUCAUAUUACUCCAUUGCAACUGAAUUCAAUGGGUUAUAAGCAGUUAUUAUGGCCUAUGAUUUCCAAGUUAACAUGAUACAAAAAAGUGGUAAGCCCAACACAAAUCGCCAACCUGGAGAAUUAAACAUAUUGUGGGACUAUCUUGACUACGACUGCAGUUAGUUUAUCAGACUCUCCACAUGGUAUGAUUGCACAGCAGAUACAGAUGGUUUCACAGCAUUGGUGUGUAACAACUUCAAAUUCUUGUUAAGAACUUCUCUUUUUGCUAUUGUUUAGAGUAGCCUAGGCUCUGUUGUUCGGGGCAAAUACUGUCUUGUCUCAUUACGCACACCUGGUUCCCAUUCCCCCUGAUUAGUAUGUUAUAUAUGUGCCCUCUGUUCCCCAUUGUCCUGGUUGAUUAUUGUCCCAUGUCCGUUCGUCUUGUGCUCUGCUGAAUCCGCUUUCAUGCCACGUGGUUUGUGCAGUUGUUAUUAUGGGUUUCUUUUGUUUGGGUUACAUCCCUACGUUAUAUAUACAGUACGUGUUUGUUUUGGGCUUCGUCCAAAUACUUUGACACAUAAGUACAAUCCUUUUUGCCAGUAUUCUUGUGUAGGUUGACAGUCCAGUAUUUCUCCCUCUUUGGUACGUUACUCAUGUAGAAGACAUCAUACCUCUCUGAUUACUUUAGCAAUGUAACUUUAGAACUAGCACUGCCACCUCUUGCUUCUGGAAAUAGGGGAUAAUGAACUGCACUCACGGAUGGUGCUCUACUGCAGUAUAGGAGUGCCCCUCCUAGCUCCAAGUACUUCUCUGUGCAAUGUAGUCCCAGAGUGCAGUACAGGAUCACCCCACCCCCACCAGAGAGUCGGACCCUCCCCACCACUCUCAAUGGUAAUACAAUGCUUCUUAUCACCAUGGACACUGCCAGCGAAGUGGGAAAUGAUAGCAAGUUAUCGGUCAUGUAUUAUGGAGAGAAGACGGAGGUGUUAGGGAAAGCUGUCGUUCACCUCACCGCUGUUGAGAUUUCUCUGGAUGUAGAUGCUGAUCGAGAUGGCCAGGUGGAGAGGAACAACCCCAACAAGGGAUCGUGGAUGUGGGGGCCUAAUGGCCAUGGUGCCAUCCUACUGGUCAACUGUGACUCAGAACACACCUAUGGGAAGAGGCGGGACAGUGAGUGUGCUGAGGUCACGAGAGUCUCAGAUCUGAAAGACAUGUCCCCAAUGGUGCUGCGGACCAGUGGCCCUGCCAAGCUCCCAGAGGGCUACAAGCUGACCAUGCACAUCUCCCAGGGGGAUGCAGAGAGUGUCAGGGUCUUCAGAACCAGGUCCACAGCAGGCAUGCACCAAACACUGAAAAACCUGUUCUACAAGAGCUUUGUGAAGGACUACCCGCUGGUGCUGGGCAGUGAGGAUUUGUCCAAGGAGGUCCCGUACCUCGGGGGAAACGCUGAGAUGAAUUUCUACGUUGAGGGCCUGAGAUUCCCUGACAAAGACUUUGAGGGCCUCAUCAGCAUCAGCCUCAGCCUGCUGGAGCCCAGCUCUCAGGGCUUCCCUGAGACACCUAUCUUUACAGACAGGGUGAUGUUCCGUGUGGCUCCCUGGAUCAUGACACCCAACACACUCAACCCUGUGGAGGUCUUUGUCUGCAGCACAUCUGAUAACUACCAGUUCCUAAAGGGAAUGAGGAGGCUGGUGGAGAACAGUGGGUACAAGCUGAAGGUUUGUCAUGAGUACAUGAACAGAGGAGACCGCUGGAUGCAGGAUGAGAUAGAGUUUGGCUACAUUGACUCUCCUCACCAACGUUUCCCUGUUGUGCUGGACUCCCCCCGAGACGGAAAACUACAGGAUUUCCCUUAUGAUGUGCUACUGGGCCCAGACUUUGGCUAUGUGACAAGGACAGCAUAUAAUGUGGAAGUGAGCAGCUUGGAUUCGUUUGGUAACCUGGAAGUUAGCCCUCCAGUUAUUGUAAAUGGAAAAAUCUACCCUCUGGGCAGGAUCAUAAUUGGAGUGGCUUUCCCCACGGCAACCAAGGGCCGCAACAUGACAAAAGUAGUGCAAGACUUCCUUUGGGCACAGAAAGUCCAGGAGCCCAUUGCACUGUUCUCUGAUUGGCUUCUGGUUGGGCAUGUGGAUGAAUUCAUGACUUUUGUCCCAGCUCCUGACAAAAAGGGAUUCCGGCUGCUGCUCGCCAGCCCCGACGCAGGCUACAAACUUUUCAGGGGCUUACAGAACAACGGGCAUGGACAAGCCAAAAUGUUUGACGGUCUUGGAGCAGAAGAAGAGAUUACAGUAGAUGAGAUAUUGAGUGAUGACAAACUCAGAGCAGAAAACAACUAUGUCCAGAGCUGUAUAGACUGGAACAGGGAUGUCCUUAAGAGGGAGCUGGGUUUAGACGACGAUGAUAUCAUUGAUCUGCCCAUCCUUUUCCAUGUGAUGGAGGAGAACAGGGCAGUGGCCUAUUACCCAGACAUGGUGAACAUGGUUGUGUUGGGGAAGAACCUGGGCAUCCCUAAACCAUUUGGGCCCAAGGUGGAUGGCCGCUGUGCCCUGGAGGCAGAGAUGACCUCCCUCAUGGAGGGCCUGGGACUCAGCUGCACAUACAUUGAUGACUUUGCCUCCUACCACAAACUGCUGGGAGAGGUUCACUGUGGCUCUAACGUUCGCAGGGAACCCUUCUCCUUCAAGUGGUGGAACCUGGAGAUGUGAGGGAUUUGGGGCAAGGCAUGGUUGUAGUUAGAAAGAGGGAAUAAGGCUUGACGUAAACAGCAGCAACAUUCGCCAGCAGCAGUCAUCUUCAAACAACAACAGUAGUCCUUGUACUGUAUUACCCCUUUGUCUUUAUUAAACAUGUAUUUGCCUUUUUUUUUACAAAAGGAUGAAAAGCUAUAUUUAUAAACAAGACUUUCCAACUUAAACAAGGGCUUGAGCGGAAUAUCAACGAGAACAGAAAUACAAUCAUCUGAAUUAAGCACAUUGUAGGCUGAAUCUGUUGUUUGGAUUGGCUGAGUGCUCAAUCCAAGUGUCUUGCAUUUACAUGUACAAACACAGGUACAGAUGAACAGGACCACAGAGAAAUGUGUAAGUAUAAUCUGGAGCCACCAGAGGGUGUGAUCCAACUAUUCAAGCAUUUCUGAAAACUUGUGAGUUUUAAUACAUUUAUUUUAAGCUUUGAGAUGAAAAUUGUGUUUGAUAUAUUUUGAGUUUUAGUGCCUGGAAUACACACUGACUCCAAAGGCUCUCUUAAGCUGAUGAAAGGUUACUUUCUCAUCUUUCCAAUCACAUUUCAAUUAAUAGUUUUUGUUGAAUCAUAAUCUUCAGAAUGGUGUUUAAUAAUAAAUAGUAGUAUUUUGAUGUAGUGUUCCUUACUUACACAGAGAUCCUUUAGAUUCAACUGAAAGAUUUCCAAAGGAGUGUAAAAGGUUUAUGCAUUAAUGCCACAACUGACAAAGUGCAACUAAAUUCCAUAUUGGUUCUUGUUAAUUUAAUUGAAAUAAAAAGUAAUGGAAACUAUGCCUUCAUAUCAGGUCUUUUCAUUAUAUAAAUCUGAGAUGAGGGAAAAUGUCUCUAAUCAGGAAAUGUAAAACAUUACAACAAGAUACAAAGGUUCCAUUCAUUGAGAUCAGAUGUCUACAAAUGAAUACAUAUAUCUGUUUAGUUUUACAUUCAAACCAGUUGGUGAUAGAUUCCAGUGGCGAUAUCCACCAUGGGAUAGAUUCCUUAUAUGAAAGGGGAUACCCUCCUACAAAGCAGCUUACUUAACAAUCAUUAAAAAGGCCACUUCAAGACUUGUCACAGUGUAAUUCUUUUUAAAAACCAAGUCAGAUUUUCAAAUGAUCAGCAAUUAAUUGAAAAUGUAGUGCCGGUUUCCACAUCUACACUUGUAUCCCCAUAUUUCUCUAUCGAAACUGAUGUAAAGAAAUAAUGACUCUUUAUCUGUCUGCUUUUCUAGAGAAGUUUGACUGGUUUGAAGAAACAAUCUAUUUCCAGCAUGGUACUGUACAGUUGACAUGGUUUUGCAAGCAGAUUUACACCAUUCACCAUGCAUACACAUCCAAACACAUACUUUAAAUCAAACUAGAGGUUUUAAAAAAUAAACUGAAGACAGUAGUCACUGGACAAUAGCUUGGCUUUGGAGGCUGUGUGCUUUGGUUAGGUCACCUUGGAGGAAUGUCUGACUGUGUGGUACUAUCUACAGUAUGGGACAGUGAUGAAGACUGAUGAGUAAUUUAGUUUGGACACCAGACCUUAUCGGUAAUUCAAUACUUCAUGUUUUUUUCCUCAGUUAAAAGGGGCAAUCUACGAUUGCUACAUAGCUUUUUUUUACAUUUCAAUUAAUUAUAUAUACCUAUUGAUUCUUGAAUAUUACUUAUAAAUGCUUCAUGCGCUUAGUUCAACUGUCGUACCCCAUCAAAACUCAAAACAUAAGCGUGUUUUACUCAUUAGUUAGUAAACAAGGUAACUGUAAACAAACACUAUAUAGCCUCAACAUGGUUAAAAGUAUAAUUUUGCUAUCAUGGAUGGUCAGUCCUUGCAUCCAUAGCUCUGUCUAGGAAUUUGAGAGUGGUUACUUUUCGCCAACCCCAUCACUCAGCUGGUUAUCGAUACAGUGGCGGGGUAAAGACUUUGUUAUUGUUUGAACUGCAGAUUACCUCUUUAAAUGGCCUGAAAUACGUUGACUAUACUUAUGGAGUCAAUAAAAUAUUGUCCAUUCAUCAACAUAAUCUGUCAACUGUAAUUGUACAGUUUGUCAGGGGAAAGUUUGUCAGCAGCAGCAUGAUGAUAAAAGUACCUUCUACCAAAAACAUGUAACAUUUACUAAAUAUUUCUAGUCAACAUCCACCAUUACACUCUUAAUUGACCAUUAAUAAAACACAAGGCUUGGUGUGACAUCAAAGGAUCCGGGACACCAAGAGUAACAAAUGUACAGCAUCAUGGUUGGACGUGAGGUUGAUGGGAGCAAUAAUGUCAGUUCUUCCAACAAUGACAACAGGACAACACCCUCUUAUCCU
Oncorhynchus mykiss (rainbow trout) is the source of this 5060-nucleotide messenger RNA. Its product is annotated as protein-arginine deiminase type-2. Gene Ontology annotation, molecular function: calcium ion binding; protein-arginine deiminase activity. NCBI's taxonomy places the organism in Eukaryota, Metazoa, Chordata, Actinopteri, Salmoniformes, Salmonidae. The record is from RefSeq and is a predicted model, not a curated record. Gene Ontology annotation, cellular component: cytoplasm; nucleus.